GCAAGUGCGUCACUUCAGUCUAAUUCUCGAUUUUAAUACGCGAUAGAUUGGGGUUAUAAUUUUUGAUCAAAAUCAAUGCAGAAUGUCAAAUAAACGAAAGAUAUUUGACGUGGACACGAAGUGUCGUCUCUGCCUCGGAGACGAGGGCUACAUGAGUUACCUUUUCGAAGAUACACUGCUUCCAAAAGUUGAGAACAUAACCAAGUGCACCUCGAUCAUUAUACGGGAAGAUGGUGACCUACCUAACAAAGUCUGCCACCUCUGUUUGUACAAGUUGGAUAUGUGGAACGAAUUCAAGGAACAAUUCAUCAAGUCAAAUGAAGUGCUGCUCGCCCAUUUGGAUGCUAGCGAGAUCAAUGAUUCCACCCUGGAAUCUAACAAUUCUAAGAGAAAAUAUGAUUUUCAAGCAAGUGAAACGGAAACUUUGUCUGAAAACCCCGGCACGAAAAAAUUUAAGAAGAACAAUAUUCCAGUGGAACCUCUAGAAUUCACAAGAGUGGAAUAUGUUACUGAUCAAUCUGAAUUAAAGGACAUGUUUAUACCGGAGGAUGAUCCAAUAACUUCUAGCUUCAAAGAAGAUACAGCGAUGCUAGAUAAGAAAUCAUCAAUGGGUGAACAUGACAAAAGCGAGAAAAAUCAUCAAGUAGAAUCCAAAUCUCAGGAAUUAGAUCUCCACCCAAAGCCUACAUUGAUUCCUAUGAGAAUUAGACAUUUUGGAGGAAGACGUGGUAGGACUACGGCAAAGCGAAGAGCAUCGACCAAACGAUGGGUGGCAAGGAAAAAAGCUCUUCUGGCUGCUACGGGUAAAUAUGCUUCGGAUACUGAUUCUAUUAUAUCAGAUAAUGACUCGAAAUUAUCACCAGUUCAAAAAGCUCGCGCAAAGACAAACGCGGAUAAAGAAGUUGUGAAACAAAGGAGAUUAGCUAAAGCUUUGAAAAAUUUAGAAACAGAUAUGAAAGGUGAAUACGGUAUUAAAUACGAUAGCGAUGCAAUUUUAAUUCCUCAAACAGAUUCCGGAUUGAACAAACACAAAACAAGGUAUCAAAAGAAAAUAACGCUUGAGAAAGGUCCCACGAGCGAUCCAAGGAAUGUGCGAAACUCUGCAAGAAACGAAAACAGUACUGAAACAAAUAAUGAAAAAGAAGUUGCGAAUGAAAAAGAGAACAGCUCUACUUUCAACGAAUCAGGAUUGAAGGAACACGUUCCGAGUUCACAAUCUAGAACAAUGGAAGGAAGUAAUGAUAGCCCAGCCUACACACAAUCGAUCUUUAACCCACAACCAAUUAAAUCCGAGAUUGAAGUUGGAAAUUCUACUUACAUUGUAACGUCAACACUGGUGCUCUCAGAAGAUCAUUACAUAAAACCUGGUUCGAAAAACUCUUCUCUGGACGAUAAUGGUACGAACAUAGAUGAAAACAGUCAGGAGCGUAACACAGAUAUCAUCGAUGCUGUACAACUCCGAAGAAUAAAUCCGAAAACAAUAAUUGAAAAUGAUGACAAAAGAAAUGUUGAAAGGUGUUUGAACAUUGAAGUUGAGGGGACAGAAUUAGAAGCCUUGCAAAGGGUUCAGGCUGAGUUAGCUGCUUUUGUUGAAAAAGAUAUGAAGAACAGGUUAUCGCAUAAAGAUGUACUACCGUGCAUUGAUGAAGUGAAAAGUAAACCAAAAGACUCUUUCCAAACAUUGGAUCAGCAGCUGAAAGCAAUUGUAGAAAAGGCGAUUAGAAAGAAUAUCGAGACAUCAUUAAAAUUGAGAAAAAUCCCUCCAAGCAAGAUAACAACACUUCGCAAUCAAAAAUCAUCAACCUUUUCACCAGCCUUCAUCAAAGCAGCAACGCGUUCAAAAAUAUUCCAACCUAAAGUCAUUCUAAUGAGAUUGGAUAUAAACAAGGUAAUGAAAAGGUAUAAAAUAAAUAAUCUUCCAUCAAUGGAAAGUCAAAAAUCUAACAACUCCUACACUGAAGAUGAAAAUGUAACUUACAACGAUGGAGAAAACAAUUCUUCACUACAAUAUCGAACGUUCAAGCUAAUGCCUAUUGAAUCUGAUGAUAAUGUGAAUUCGGAUGAUCGAACUGUAACUUCCACUCCAAAAGAAAUUGACAACAAUUUAAAUUCCAUCUCUGUAUCUCCAAACACAAGUGAACCCCAAAGAAGAAAAUUAUGUGGUCCUAAAGGUCGUAAAAACUUCUCCGUUUCUGAUGAAGUUCUGAACGCAUUGCGCAAAGGACAUGUUGAUGACUUGUCUAAUGUUAAACAAGUUAAGAAGGCAAUUUGUGAAACAGUCGAAUGUGAUACAACAACCAAAAGUUUACCGUUGCAGCCUGUAACUGAUAAAUUGGGAACAAAGAGAGUGAAGUUUUCCACAGAUUUUGAAAGUCAAUGCAAUAUUGCGGAAGAGCCGACUCAAUCUAAAUAUUCAUGCGAUACAUGUAAACAAAGUUUUGCUACUUUACACGAGAAAGAAGAACAUACCAAAUCUCAUCAGGCAGUUUCAUCUAUUGAGACUGUUCCAAAACCUAAGAAACGACGUAUGAUGCGCUGCAAGCGAUGUCACGAGGUAGUUGACGCAAGAUUAGUUAGAAUCCACACCUGUCGAACAGCGAAAUUUCACAAAUGCUACGUUUGUAACUCAACUUUCAGAACAGAAAAGUUGUUAGUCACACACCUGGAGACUCACGACGAAUCAGAAUUUAAUAUUGACAAUAUUGAGUGUGGAGAAAGUAUUAAAAAAGUAGCCAAUGUUACUAGUACCCAAGUAACGGUGGCUCAGCGUGCAGCUGAUUCGAACACCACAAGUAUAGAGCAAUGUGAAAAAGAAAUGCCUGCCACAGUCACAGAGAUAUACACAUGUUUUGUUUGUGAUAAAAAGUUUACAGACCAAGAAAUACUAAAAGACCAUCUGCAGCAACAUUGUAAUGAUGAAAGCGAAGAAGAUAAUGGUUCCGGGAAAGAAGAAUAUCAAUGUGCAAUUUGCGGUGAUUCGCUGGAGAAUGAAGAUGCCCUGGAAGCUCAUGUGGAAAAACAUCUUUGCGAUGACCAAGACGACAAUCCAAAUCUAAUAAAUAUAACAAGCGAAAGUGAUAACAAAAAGUUGGAGGUGAUGUUUAAGUGCGAGCAAUGUACAAACGGAUUUACAUCCGAAGUAUUGUUAGCCCUCCAUAUGCAGUCUCACGAAGAAGAGCUCGCUAUAGCGAAAUGGGAAAAAGAAUCUGCAGAACGGACGAUAAUACGCGAAGAAUUUCUCUGCGCUAUAUGUGAUGAGACAUUUAAAACUGAAGCAGAACUUUCAGAACAUGUCGAUAUGCAUAAUGGUAACGCUCACGUUUGCUUCUUGUGCGAGAAACCUUUCCUCACUCUUGAAGACCUUCAAGCACAUGUUGAAAGUCAUUAAAUAGAAUGUACAUACGCAUAUGUGUAGUAGAUUUUUUCACACUUAAUGUGAGUAAAUUAUACUGGAUGCAAUAGUGUCUUUCCAAAAAAAGCAUGUUUCUUGUUGUAUGAUGAUAGGUAAUAUGUAUAAUUAUCAGUGCAUGUAACCCCUUUCUAAUAAUUUCAACAUUGCUUUUUGACUAGGUUGUAGUUCAAUCUGUAACAUAAUGAUUUUUUGUUUCCUUUUUUUACUUCUUUUCUUCCCUUCAAUUUGCUAGCCAUUUAACUUUUCAUGUCAUUAUCAAAUUCAUGAAAUUAUUCAUGUAUCGCGUGUGAAUUUAUCAUUUUCUGGUAUAUUAGUUCAAUUUAUUUUUACUCAGUACAACUGCAAUAGAAAUUGU
This is a messenger RNA of Diprion similis, 3767 nucleotides long. RefSeq lists its product as uncharacterized. Lineage: Eukaryota; Metazoa; Arthropoda; Insecta; Hymenoptera; Diprionidae. Gene Ontology annotation, biological process: regulation of transcription by RNA polymerase II. Gene Ontology annotation, molecular function: zinc ion binding; DNA-binding transcription factor activity, RNA polymerase II-specific; RNA polymerase II transcription regulatory region sequence-specific DNA binding. The record is from RefSeq and is a predicted model, not a curated record. The transcript is spliced from 4 exons. Gene Ontology annotation, cellular component: nucleus. The coding region runs from base 83 to 3388 and encodes 1101 amino acids.